CCCAAGCCAAAGAUAAAAUCUUUAUUUAUUAAAAAAACAAAAAGAAAAAAAAAAACGCGUCAAUAAAUUCAAUUUUCGACAACGAAUUCAAAGCUUUCGUUCGCAGAAAUCUUCAUCAGAUUGCCCCCUUUUCGUCAGACCCUCGUUAUCUGGAAAGAGGGUUGUUGCAAUCUGAUUGCAUUAGUCGAAAACAGGGCAAAAAAUUCAAGAUUCGAGCGACUUCAUUACAUUAUUGAUUUUACUUUCGGAAAAAAAGGUUUUCGAAGUACUAUAUUAUAAUCCCAUGUUUUCCGUGCGUGGGACAAGUGUACGACUCGGAUGGCCUUUCCCGUAGUGGGUCUUCAUCGUAAAAGCCAAACAAACAAAGUCCCUCUGUUAAUGGAGCGUGCAGAAACUCGUAAUGAUAGUGAACACAUAAUCGACAUAGCUGGCACCAGUAAUGCUUCUUCUUCUUCAUCGUCGUCGUCUAGUUCGUCCAACGAAAGACCGUCCAAUGGACAAAACAGUGAAGAUCUUCCGUCCACUAGUUCACGGGUCCCGGUGUAUCAACCUCAACUACUUUCUUCGGGGUCAAAUUCAAGAAAUUCGUCGCUUCUUCGAAGAGGGAAUACUCGAGGGCGGCAAAGGAGCCCGUUAAAUUCGGGUCUGUGGAUAUCUGUUGAGCUGGUUUUGACAGUUAGUCAAAUUAUCGCCGCUAUUGUUGUUUUAUCUUUGUCGGAGCACGAGAAGCCACAAGCUCCGUUAAGAGCGUGGGUUGUGGGUUACGCAACUGGUUGUACGGCGAUUCUUCCACUUUUGUACUGGCGGUUUAGAUAUCGAAACCAGGGUACCGAACAGGAGGCAGCAUCUCAGAUUCGAUUGGAAUCUUCCGUCGGGAAUAAUAGCGGGGCACCCUUGACUCGGAGAGUCGUUGAAGGGGAAGAUCGCCGGUCAACUGGUGCGUUGACCAGAGGUGCCCAGGGUAUUGGGUUGCCGAAUGCAAGGCUUAAGGUAUUCGUCGAAUAUUUCAAGAUGGCUUUGGAUUGCUUCUUUGCUGUUUGGUUUGUCGUUGGCAAUGUAUGGAUUUUCGGAGGGCACUCGUCAUCUGCUGAAGCUCCUAACUUGUACAGGUUGUGUAUAGUAUUUCUAGCCUUUAGCUGCAUCGGAUACGCUAUGCCGUUUAUUCUAUGCACUACAAUCUGCUGCUGCCUUCCUUGUAUAAUAUCAGUCUUGGGCUUCAGAGAAGAUUUUUCCCAGAAUAGAGGAGCUACUCCAGAAUCGAUUAAUUCUCUUCCGACCUAUAAAUUCAAAGCGAAAAAAAAUAAGAGCGGCAAUGAUAAGGAAGGCGGCAUAGUGGCGGCAGGAACAGAGAAAGAGCGUGUGAUAUCCGAAGAGGAUGCGGUUUGCUGUAUUUGCUUAGCAAAAUACGCGAACAACGACGAGCUUCGAGAGUUGCCUUGCUCACAUUUCUUUCACAAAGAAUGUGUCGAUAAAUGGCUGAAAAUCAAUGCAUCGUGUCCACUCUGCAAAGCUGAAGUCGGUGAGACGAUUUUGACUUCACUAACAGAAGCCACUGCCAGCUUGCGAAAUAGCACCGUUUGAUGAAUUUGUCGAUAAAGGAAAGAAAAAAAAACUUCUUAUUUUUUUCGGGUUUAAAUUGGUUCUUUUAAUCGAGGAAGCUCGAUCAGUUAUUUAUGGUUUGAGUCUUUUUUAUGCCCCAUAAGUUGAUAAUUUUUUUGAUUGUUUGUUUGGGAUGUAGAAGAAUCGUUGACCUUUGUAGCUUUUCUGUGUAUACGUGUUGAUUUUCGAUUUCUAUGGGAGAAAGAUUUAUGUAACAAUGCCGGUUUAUGUAUAUGCUUCUUGUUUGUUUCAGUGAAUAUUUUACAAUCAUGUCACGUUAUUAAUAAAAUGUACUCGAACGA
Messenger RNA from Erythranthe guttata (spotted monkey flower), 1901 nucleotides. RefSeq names its product E3 ubiquitin-protein ligase At1g63170. NCBI's taxonomy places the organism in Eukaryota, Viridiplantae, Streptophyta, Magnoliopsida, Lamiales, Phrymaceae. Gene Ontology annotation, molecular function: zinc ion binding. The record is from RefSeq and is a predicted model, not a curated record.